AUGCAGGGCUUUGGGGCUACUCUUCUCUUGGGGGGUGGGGAGCUCGGCGCGGUGUACAAAGGCGACCCUCCCUGGUAUGCAGGGCAGACCCAGGCCGCAUGCAGCGGUGACCAGCUAUGCAAAGAGCCCGUCUGGCCGAGGCCAGGCUUCAACGCCGUAAAGCCCCAGCGCCCCGGCUCCCUCGACUCGCGGAUGGGCCUCCCCAGGCCCUGGCGCUCCAACGCCUACUGGAGCCCAAACCGGCUGCCGGGGCCCGCCACGCCCCGCCUCCAGGCCCUGCACUGGCCUGGGACCGAGUCGAUGGCGUGGGGCCCCGGGAGCCUGGGCCGCCAGGCCACGGGCGCCCCAAAUGCGGGGCCGCAGAGCCAAGCUGCCUUGAGGUCCUGGGCCUCAGGGCGCGGAGCCGCCGCCGCCUCUCCACAGGCCCCCCCAGCCUCUUCCAAUGCGGCCGCGGGCGCUGGGGCUGCGGGAGUGCGGCCGCACCCGGGCGGCCAGGGUGAGUCCCCCAAGCUGCCUCUCCGCUCAGCAGACAGCUCGGGGUCUGGGAGCCCGAACCAGGUCCCUCCGGCGCCCACGGACGGCGAGAGUAAGGCCAGGGUUAUCCCCCAGCCUCGGCCCGAAAACAGCAUUGUGCCUCCGGGCCGCCCGCCGACCCUGGACAAACCGCGGCUCGAAGGCCCCCAAGCUCCGGUGUCUGUCUGGAAAGGGUUCCCUGGGGCCCCACUCAACAUUGACCGGCUUAAGAAUGCCAAGAUCGUGGUGCAGAGAGCCAUCAAGCAGAAGAAAGUCUUCAUGAUCCAGGGCCGCUACCCCGUGAUCCGAGGGAUCCUGCGCCGCCGGGGCUGGGUGGAGAAGAAGAUUCCCCAUUUAACAACAGCGCCGACACUACCUCCCCCUAGGGAUUUUGACAGUUUUGGAUCUGGAGAUAAUGAUAUCCUUGAGGACUGUGAUGAAGAGGAUGAAGAUGAUGAUGAUGAAAGUCAACAGCCAGACCUUGAAGAUAUAGAUGGCACUCAUGACCUUAUGUCCCGAAUGGUUCGAAAUGAGGUACCCUAUUUCAUCUGGACCACCCGGAGGGAUGUGAUUGACUGCCGCUUCCUCUGCAAAGAACAAAUGAUAAAUCAUUAUGCUCGAGCAGGCUCCUUCACCACCAAGGUUGGUCUGUGCCUCAACCUCCGGAACCUGCCCUGGUUUGAUGAGGCCAAUGCAGACUCCUUCUUCCCACGCUGCUACCGCCUGGGCGCUGAGGAUGAGAGACAGGCCUUCAUGGAGGACUUCUGGCUGACAGCUGCGCGCAACGUUCUCAAGCUGGUGGUGAAGUCAUGGGACCCCUACUUGGAAGACAAUGACCAGACAAAAUCAUCCCCAACUUUUUUGGAAAAGACCCUGUCAGGGCAGAAGGCAGACACAAGAACCAAUCCUUCCUCCUGUAUCCUUCCUUCUCCUCCAGAAUCACCCCCAGGCUCUCCAGGGGGCAAGCAGGGUAAAAAGCAAGAUCUCAAGCAGGUAUCAUCAAAGCUGAUUGAGGAUGCACUGCAGGCCUGUGAGGGUCACCUCAGCAGUUUGGCCCAUGAGGAUAUUGACAAGACCAUGGAGCCUCCAGUGUACCUGACCCAGGCUGAUUGGGCUUUAUUUCUCCAGCGCUACUACCAAGUGGUCCAUGAGGGGGCUGAGCUAAAGAAGGUUGAUUCUCAGAUCCAGCGUUGUGAAGACAUCCUUCAGCAACUACGGGCAGUGGUGCCUCAAAUUGACAUGGAAGGAGACAGAAAUAUCUGGAUCGUGAAGCCUGGAGCCAAGUCCAGAGGUCGAGGCAUUAUGUGCAUGGACCACCUGGAAGAGAUGUUAAAGCUGGUGGAUUGUGACCCCAUGAUUGUAAAAGAUGGCAAGUGGGUGGUACAGAAGUAUAUUGAGCGACCCUUACUCAUCUUUGGCACCAAGUUUGACUUGAGGCAAUGGUUCUUAGUGACUGACUGGAACCCACUCACUGUCUGGUUCUACCGGGACAGUUAUAUCCGCUUUUCCACCCAGCCCUUCUCCCUGAGGAACCUGGACAGUUCUGUGCAUCUUUGCAACAACUCCAUCCAGAAGCACUUGGAGAAUUCUAACUCUCGUCACCCCCUGCUGCCCCCCGACAACAUGUGGUGCAGCCAGAAGUUCCAGGCUCACCUACAGGAGGUAGGGGCACCUGAGGCUUGGGCAGAUGUCAUGGUUCCAGGCAUGAAGGCUGCAGUUAUCCAUGUACUGCAGACUUCUCAGGACACAGUGCAAUCCCGCAAGGGCAGCUUUGAGUUAUAUGGGGCUGACUUCGUGUUUGGGGAAGAUUUCCAUCCCUGGCUGAUAGAGAUCAAUGCCAGCCCAACUAUGGCACCUUCCACGGCUGUCACCACACGACUCUGUGCUGGGGUGCUGGCUGAUACGUUGCGUGUCGUCAUAGACCGUCGACAAGACCGAAACUGUGACACUGGUGCUUUUGAGCUUAUUUACAAGCAGGCAGCUGUGGAGGUACCCCAUUAUGUGGGUAUCCGACUAGUGGUUGAAGGUUCCCCUGUGAAAAAGCCUCCAACCAUCCGUAGCCGAAGAGCACCACCCCGUCCCUUGGCACUUCGACACCUUAGGGAGCCUAAGGAUUCAACACCUAAGGGGACUAAAGAGGCCAUGCCUAGGGAGUCUGUACCUAAGGAGUCUGUACCUGAGGAGGCUAAAGAAUCCGUGCCUGGGGAGGCUAAAGAGUCCGUGCCUGGGGAGGCUAAAGAGUCCAUGUCUGGGGAGGCUAAACAAUCUGCGCCUGAGGAGGCCAAGGAUUCUGUGCCUGAGGAGGCUAAGGAUUCUGUGCCUGGGGAGGUUAAGGGUUCCAUGCCUGUUGCUUCCAAGUCAGCAGGGCAUUACUACUAUCAUGGGAAAGCUUUAGGAGGCAGGAAGAAUCUGGGGCCCAUUGAGAAAACAGACUCCAUAAGCAUGGGAAAGAAGAGAGUCAACACCAAACAAUCCACAGAAACUGUCCAAGCCAGCUUCCAGAAAUGGGACAUCCGCAAUCCCAAGAUUAGCCACCUCUUCAAUGCGUCAUCAGCAUCCACUGCCAAUCGGGGAAGGCAACUUCACCCCAUGAACAAACCUCAGCUGCUUCCAAAGAAUCCUGUGUCUCUAGAACCAGAGGGAUUACCCUGCCUCCUCACUAAGCCUGUGCUGCCUGAUUCCGGAGUGCUUAAACCUCGUACCUUCCUUCUCAGACUACAGCUCCAAAAAACACCCAUUCCCUGCAAGAACCUCAGUGCCACGGGCAGGGCCUUGCUUAUGUUCCCAGCUCAUAAAGAGCCUGUUCCCAGUUGUGGGAAGCAGGCCAAGCCUCAAAAGGCAGUUUUAGAUCACUCAGAACUCCAUCCACCCAAAUCACAGAAAAAGGAAACGCCUCUGGGCCCCAUUUACUCGAAGAUGAAAUGCAGCUUCCUGCCACCUUUAGCAACUCGAAGCCCAGGCUUGAUAACAGACCACAUUUUGCUGAAGGCUCUUACAAAGAAUGCCCAAGUUCAUGGCUCCCACUGGCACCUUCACCAGUCUGGAAGGACCAGGAGAGAACACCAUGACUUGGAGACCAUGAAAUUGGGACAUUCCUGGCCACAUUUCAUAUUUCCUCCCCCAAAACUUAAGUCCUGGCCAAAGAAAUUUUCCCGGGCCAAAAAUAAAUGGGAUUGAGAUACA
Trichosurus vulpecula (common brushtail) is the source of this 3696-nucleotide messenger RNA. Its product is annotated as tubulin monoglycylase TTLL3-like. Lineage: Eukaryota; Metazoa; Chordata; Mammalia; Diprotodontia; Phalangeridae. The record is from RefSeq and is a predicted model, not a curated record. Bases 1 to 3690 code for a protein of 1229 amino acids. Gene Ontology annotation, biological process: cilium movement; protein modification process; cilium assembly. Gene Ontology annotation, cellular component: cilium. The transcript has 14 exons.